This is a messenger RNA of Chlorella variabilis, 1352 nucleotides long. RefSeq lists its product as hypothetical. NCBI's taxonomy places the organism in Eukaryota, Viridiplantae, Chlorophyta, Trebouxiophyceae, Chlorellales, Chlorellaceae. Gene Ontology annotation, biological process: protein ubiquitination. The record is from RefSeq and is a predicted model, not a curated record. Gene Ontology annotation, molecular function: nuclease activity. The coding region runs from base 311 to 862 and encodes 183 amino acids. The transcript is spliced from 8 exons. Gene Ontology annotation, cellular component: VCB complex; nucleus.
GGCGCAUGCGGGCGUGCAGGGGCUGCGCAGCCUGGCGAGCCGCACCCCCUGCCUCAUCACCUUCCGCAAUGAGCACGACAGGCUGGUCAAGGUCUACUGGGUCAACUACGCCGGGGACCAGGAAUUUUUCGCGGCCAUCCCCGCGGGGGGCUGGUGGAGUGUGUACACGUUCGAGUCGCACCCCUGGCGGGUGGUGGACGGCGAGUCGGGGCAGCUGCUGCGCGAGGUGGUGGCCGCCCAGGGCGCCAGCCUGGUGCGGAUCGACCCUCUGGGCGAUGCCGUCAGGGCGCAGCCCGUCGCCGGGCCGGGCAUGCCACCCGCGUUUGAUGGGUGGGACGGGAUCGGCGGCGCAGAGGGCGAGUACGUGGCGGCCACGAUUGCGGAGAUUGGGCUGGACCACCUGGGGGGCGUGGCGCUGCUGGCUGCCAAGGGCUACGACAUGCCGGUGCCGAUCGCUGUGGGCAUCAACGACGCAGCCCAGCUCUUCCACGCCGCGGGCCCCGAGUUCCGCCGCCCCUCCACCAUGUCUCUGUGGGUGAGGAGCCUGCAGGCUGCGGGCGCCACCGUGGACCGAGUGCUCAUCACUCGCCUGGUGGGCACCACUGUAUAUGCCCGCAUCAUUCUGUCGGUGCCUGGCGGCGAGCUGCGCUCCCUGGAUGCCCGCCCCUCGGACAGCCUGGCUCUGGCCAUGCAGACCAACGCCCCGCUGUUCAUCGGCCGCCGCCUGGCCGCCUCGCUGCAGCCCGGGGCGCUGGAGCUGGAGCUGGGGGACUGGAGCGAGCAGCGCCCGCCCACCCCGAGCACCCGGGACUCGCCGCCGGUGCCGGCGCAGGCGUCGUACGCGCACACGCGCAAGGCGUGAGGCCCACAGGCGCCCAGGCGUGCACACGCCAUGUACCGUGAUGCACCCCUGCAGGGCGCGAGCGCGCCUCUGCCGUAUGUUCACCCCUCCCCUCUUCUGUCUCUGUACACCAGGCUUAGGUUCUGCCAUCUGUGUGUUACUGUUGCGGCACUGUUUCAUUUGGCGGGGCGGGCACCUUGUCCUCCUGUUUCAACCACACCCACCGCCGCCGCCCUCUGUGUACCAUAUUGGCUGCCCACCGCAGCAGCCCCAUGUGCGUUGCCGCCGUUGGCCACCUCAGUCUAUUGUUCCUGCCUAGCAGUUGACAAUUCAUCCCUGAAGUAUGAUCAGAUCACGAAUGGAAUGACUGCCUUUCACAACUUGCUUCUCUCCUUCUUCUCUCUGUGUACAAGUUUGCCGCUGCAGUUAUUGCAGGCCAAGCCAGCCAGCAAGCAAGAUGGCGUCUGUCCCCCAUCGUGCCUGUGUGCCCUCAUGCAACACCUCACAUGUA